Lycium ferocissimum is the source of this 2472-nucleotide messenger RNA. RefSeq lists its product as uncharacterized. Gene Ontology annotation, molecular function: ATP binding; protein kinase activity. The record is from RefSeq and is a predicted model, not a curated record. Bases 224 to 2380 code for a protein of 718 amino acids. Gene Ontology annotation, biological process: protein phosphorylation; regulation of DNA-templated transcription. Lineage: Eukaryota; Viridiplantae; Streptophyta; Magnoliopsida; Solanales; Solanaceae. The transcript has 14 exons.
GGCGAAUGUACGUACUUGAAUCUAUUGCGUCAUUAACCUAUGACAGUCAUUAUCUAACGGAAAUGUUGAGGAUGUUAGCUGUUAGGAGCUAGAAAAAGGGUGCUUCUUGAACUCAAACAUCAAAUUUGAAGAUAUUGAUUUGUAUAUGAUUAUUAGACACAGCUAUAUAGUGGGGUGUCAGUAAAUUAGUCAAAGAUACAUCCAAUUGGUUCUUUAUUCUGAAAUGAGGUUUGAUCAAUCUUGGAUUAUAAUGGAAAAUACAAGAGCAUCAGCUCAAGGACCAACAUCACCAGCUGAGGAGCUGCUAAGGAAGAUCCAAGAACUGGAGGAAGGACAUGCUGAAUUGAAGCAGGAGAUGUUUAAGCUCAUGAUUUCCGAUGAUCACAGAUCACAGAGACAAAGGUCUCAUUCUAUCUCCCAAAAAAAACUGCCUCGUAUUGGCGGAGGCCCUGCUGCAGUGAAGUUUACUGAUAGACACUAUUUGAAUAUAUUGCAGUCAAUGGGACAAGCAGUGCAUGUAUUUGAUGUGAACUAUCGUAUAAUUUACUGGAAUCGAACUGCUGAACAACUAUAUGGUCAUUCUGCUGAAGAAGCUCUUGGACAAGAUCCCAUAGCACUCUUAGCAGCAGAUGCUCGGGAUUUUGGUGAUGCUAAUAACAUUGUCCACCAAGUGAAAAGGGGUGAGAGUUGGACUGAACUGUUUCCAGUUAAGAAUAAGCAAGGGGAUAAAUUCGUAGUUGUCGUUUCCACUACCCCUUUAUAUGAUGAUGACGAUAAUUUCGUUGGUGUUAUUUCUGUAACAAGUGAUGUGAGACAUUUCCAAGAAACAGGGCUUGCAUCGAUGGGAGUGAAGCAGUUGGAAACUGAUACAAGAUUUAGAGCCAGAACCCUUGCUUCUUCAAAACUUGGAGUUGAUCCCCAGCAGCCCCUGCAAGUUGCCAUUGCCUCCAAAAUAUCUAAUUUGGCCUCAAAGGUGAGCAACAAGGUUAAGUCAAAAAUCAAGACAGGAGAGAGCAGUGUGCUUCGCGAAGAUCACAGGGAGGAUGCAAAUUCAAUUAGAGCGAGUAUGCCUAGGGGAGAUGUUCACCCUUCUCCCUUUCCAAAAGAAGAGCAUUCCACGGGGAAACUCUCAAUAGAUUCUGGGGAUGAGAGUGAGGGAAAACAAGGGAUUUAUAAGAUUAUCACCUCGAAGGCAGAGGAAUGGAUGGCGAUGAAUAUCUUACCAUGGCCAUGGAAAGGCAACGAGCGAGAUGCUUCGGAGACAAGGACUACACGAUUUUUACGGCCGUGGCUAAACAAUGACCAAGACAAUGAGUUUAAUCGAAGUAACAGUUAUAAUGAAUUAAAACCAGACAAUCAGCUUAUUGAUACUAACUGGUCAACCACCAAUGAAGCUUCGGGAUCCUGGUCUUCUUCAUUUAAUGUCAACAGCACAAGCAGUGCUAGUAGCUGUGGAAGUACCAGCAGUAGUACUAUUAAUAAGGUGGACACGGUGGACACGGAUACUGACUCCCUGGAUUACGAAAUCUUGUGGGAGGACUUAACAAUUGGAGAAAAUAUUGGAGAAGGUUCUUGUGGAACUGUUUAUCAUGGGAUGUGGUAUGGAUCAGAUGUCGCUGUUAAAUUAUUCUCCAAGCAAGAAUAUUCUGAUGAAGUGAUAUAUUCCUUCAAACAGGAGGUGUCCCUAAUGAAACGACUUCGACAUCCAAAUAUUCUUCUUUUCAUGGGUGUAAUAACUUCACCUCAACGCCUCUGCAUUGUCACAGAGUUCUUGCCACGGGGAAGUUUGUUCAUGCUAUUACGGAGGAAUUCAUCCAAAUUAGAAUGGAGACGACGAAUCCGCAUGGCUUUAGACAUAGCUCGUGGCAUGAAUUAUCUUCAUCAUUUUAACCCACCUAUAGUUCAUCGUGACUUGAAGUCAUCAAAUCUUCUUGUGGACAAGAACUGGACUGUUAAGGUUGGGGACUUUGGUCUGUCACGUCUUAAGCAUGAAACAUAUCUAGUAACAAAGACGGGUAAAGGAACGCCUCAAUGGAUGGCUCCCGAAGUUCUUCGCAGUGAACCCUCAAAUGAGAAGUCUGAUAUAUACAGUUUCGGAGUGAUAUUAUGGGAACUCGCCACUGAAAAGAUCCCUUGGGAGAACCUCAACUCAAUGCAGGUGAUUGCAGCUGUAGGAUUCAUGAAUCAGCGGCUAGAUAUCCCAAAGGAUGUUCAUCCACAGUGGGCUUCUAUUAUUGAGAGCUGUUGGCAUAGUGAGCCAAAUUGUCGCCCGUCUUUCCAAGAAUUGGUGGAGCAACUUAACGAUCUGCAGAGGCAGUAUGUUAUUCGAGCCCAGACAGCAAGUAGCACUGCAGGAGAUAACAGCCAUAAGGAACAGUAAAUACAGAUAGCGGGCUUGUGCUUGAGUUUCAUUGGCAGAUUGCUAGCAGAUCCUUUGUGCUAACUCUUCAAGGUUUUAUGGCUGUCACAUGA